AUGGCUUUUGCGAACUCCAGUAUUUUCAACUCUGACUCUCCCCCCAAGUUCGAGCCCUUUGAGCCUGUCGAAACUAUGCGGAAGCGCUUCUCACCCGAUACCAAGUUAAUGGUUGCUGUUGGAGGCUGGGGCGAUACCAAUGGAUUCUCUGAGGGUGCAACGGAUGAUGUGUCCCGGACCCGUUAUGCUAAGAAUGUCGCGGCCAUGAUUAACAACCUAGGCAUUGACGGUAUCGAUAUCGACUGGGAGUAUCCCGGUGGGAACGGCGCGGAUUAUAUGAAGGUACCAAACAACCAUAAGAUCGAUGAAAUCGAAGCCUACCCGCUCUUUCUGCAAGCAAUCCGUGAAGCCAUCGGUCCGGACAAGGUCCUUUCAAUUGCAGUCCCUGGAAAACGGGUCGACAUGGUCGCCUUUACAAAGGAACAAGGUAGCAAGAUCUGGCCGUCUGUGGAUAUGGUGAACGUGAUGUCGUACGAUUUUAUGAAUCGUCGCGACAAAGUCACAAACCACCACACAAGCGUUGUGGAUUCACUCGAGGCAAUCAAGUCCUAUGAAGAAAUCGGUCUCGAUACUGCCAAGAUCAACCUGGGAUUUGCAUACUACGCCAAGUGGUUCAUGACCGAUCCCACUUCUAACUGCAAUGAACACCCACUUGGAUGCGCGGUUUUGACGCUGGAGAACCCCGAUGGUUCAGACGCAGGCACAUCAGGGGUCUUGACCUUUGAGAAAAGCACUAUGGCAGCUGCUCCAAGUAACUUGAAAGUCUCCACGGAUGGAACCUGUGGCUUUUCCAAGGGGACCAGAUGCCCGGCCGGUUCAUGCUGCAGCCAGUAUGGCAACUGCGGUACUGGCAACGACUUCUGCCAAGCUGGCUGUCUCUCUGACUACGGUGAGUGCAAGGGGAUCUCGGUUAUCGACUCUUGGCGCCGCGCUCUCAAGGACGGCAAGACGGACGAGCAAGCCGGCGGGCAGUACUACUGGGACAAACAGGCCAGCGUUUUCUGGACUUGGGACACUCCUGUGUUGAUUGCUCGCAAAUUCAGAGAAAUUGUGGAAGCUGAGAAACUGGGCGGAGUGAUGGCAUGGAGUCUGGGUGAGGACAGCCUGAGCUGGGAGCAUUUGAACGCCAUGCGAGAUGGUCUCAAAGGCAAGUCGGUUGGCCAGAACCCUCCUCUGUCAUGUGCCUGA
Aspergillus pseudoviridinutans is the source of this 1188-nucleotide messenger RNA. Its product is annotated as putative class V chitinase. The coding region runs from base 1 to 1188 and encodes 395 amino acids. Lineage: Eukaryota; Fungi; Ascomycota; Eurotiomycetes; Eurotiales; Aspergillaceae. The record is from RefSeq and is a predicted model, not a curated record. Gene Ontology annotation, biological process: carbohydrate metabolic process; chitin catabolic process. Gene Ontology annotation, cellular component: extracellular region. Gene Ontology annotation, molecular function: chitin binding; chitinase activity. The transcript has 3 exons.